Molecule: messenger RNA, 1783 nt
Organism: Terrapene triunguis (Three-toed box turtle)
Lineage: Eukaryota; Metazoa; Chordata; Testudines; Emydidae
Product: laccase domain-containing protein 1-like
Exons: 6
Coding region: 327-1649 (440 amino acids)
Molecular function (GO): copper ion binding
Source: RefSeq, a predicted model, not a curated record
ACACUGCUUCCUGGUUUUGUAUUACCCUAAGAAUUAAUCAUGUUAGUGCCUUUGAGUACCCUUUGGGAUUUCCUGUGUACAGUGACAGUAUAAGCUCAGGGCCUCAGGCCGAGAAAAGGCGGAUUUCCCCCACUCACGUCUCACCUGGAAGGGGAUUUCCAUCUUGCACAAAUCUACUGCAGGACUUGCAAUUAUGCAGAUAUAUAAGGCUCAUAACAGUAUGUCGGUAUUUUGUAUGAUCUCUCUUGGGAGCUGUAAAAGGAUUGUCCACCUCUGCAUUUUAUUCAAUAUCUGGUACCUUUAGGACUUCUUAAAUCAACUGGAAGAUGGCAGAAGCAGUACUGAUUGAUCUGUUCAGUCUACAAAUGAACUCACAAAAUAAUGGCAUUCAGAAGUUAUUAUGUAGCACACUAGAAAGGAUUGAAAAAGGCUUCUCUGCCAGUGCUCCAUUUGUUUACAUAAUGUGCUACCAAACUCCGAGAAGCGAAAGUAGCAGUGAACAAGAUUUGUUACUUAAAGUAAUCAGCAGUUUUCAAACUCUAAAGAAAGGAAUUGAGGUUGUGUGCAAGACAAGUACAGCUGCUGCCUUGUACACCAUUAAACAAAAACUAGAUGAAAAGGAUUUAAGCAUCAUUAAAAUCAUUUUACCAGUACAAAGGAAAGCCUUAAUGGAAGUGUUUAUAGACCACCUAUUCACUGCUGUUUACCAGUUUCAGUUUGAGGAUUUUGGGAUGGAUUUUGAAGGAAACAACCUCCAACAAAUAGCUGAACCUCAGAGCGACAUACAAACACUUCCUGCCCAUGAGAUGGAACUCAUCAGGAGUGAGAUUCAGACAUACUUGGAAAGUCUGCCAGACCUGAAAGGGAAGCUUACCAUUCUAAAAUCUUCCUUGAUCCCAGGUCACAUCUUCCUACACGGGUUCACCACAAGGACAGGUGGGAUCUCUUAUAUACCAACGCUCAGCUCCUUCAACCUCUUCAGCAGUUCCAAGCGGAGAGAUCCAAAGGCUGUGGUUAAAGAAAACCUACGCAGAUUAGCUAAUGCUGCAGGUUUUGACCCAGAGACAUUUCACCGUGUGAAGGUCAAUCAUGCCAGUGAUGUUUGGAUUAUGGGAAAGCCCCAGCCUGACAGCUAUGAUGGAAUAGUAACGAAUCAGAAAGAUGUUACAAUAGCCGCUCUCGGCGCUGACUGCAUACCUGUGCUUUUUGCUGAUCCUGUCAAAAAAGCAUGUGGAGCUGCUCAUUCUGGAUGGCAAGGCACUUUGUUAGGAGUUGCUAUGGCUACAGUAAAUGCUAUGAUAACAGAAUAUGGCUGUAAUGUUAAGGAUAUACUUGUGGUGCUGGGCCCAUCUGUUGGACCGUGCUGUUUUACACUUCCUCAGGAAUCAGCAAAAGAAUUUUACAAUCUUGAUCCCAAAUGUGUCAGACAGUUUGAAUCUCCAACUCCCUAUGUUGAUAUUAGAAGGGCAACACGAAUUCUUCUAGAGACUGGAGGGAUUCUGCCUCAGAACAUACAGGAUGAUUCUGUCACUGACCACAACCAAAGUCUCACUUUCUGCACAGCAUGCCACCCUGAUACAUUUUACUCUCACGUUCGCGAUGGCACUAACUUUGGCACACAGAUUGGCUUCAUAUCGAUCAGAGACUGAGGUAGCGUCUCUUAUCCUUGGGUAGUAACCGGGCAAUAACUGUUAGCAUUGCCUGACAUCUUACUCUCCUGAUAGUAGGCCUCUCCCCUUUCCUUCACCUGAUAAGUUCUGAGGAAGAGGUGGACUUAUCAUAA